AUGGUCGAACUUCGCAAACGCAAAGCCCCCGCGCCACCACCUCCGGUUGUGCAAAAGAAACCUAAAUCGGUCCCUAAAGCCAAAGAGGCCAUCGAGGUCGUGGCCCCCAGUCAGCCUGCAGCGCAAAAGGUGCCUCAAGUUGCCGACAUCAUUGAGUUAGAGGGAUUUGGCGGCGAGAUUGAAACCAACGAUGGCACUACGACCACCUUGAAGAAGCUUGUGGAAGAAAGCUCGACGGGUGUCGUUCUAUUCACCUAUCCUAAAGCCUCAACCCCUGGAUGUAUCAAGCAAGCGUGCCUGUUUCGUGACAACCACAAACAUCUUACAUCUACUGGUCUAUCUAUCUACGGUCUCUCAGCCGAUUCACCCAAAGCCAACACCACUUUCCAAACGAAGCAAAGUCUCCCCUAUCCGCUUCUAUGCAAUCCCAGUGGGACAUUGAUUGGCGCGUUGGGAUUCAAAAAGGUCCCCAGAGGCACUAUCCGAGGUGUAUUUGCUGUGGAUAAGAAGGGCAAGGUCUUGCUUCUAGAAGCCGGUGGCCCCGAUGCAACCGUGGAUGCCGUGCAGAAACUUGUCGCCCUGGACUCUAGCAAUGAAGGUGGACAGAAUGAGGAAAGCAAUGAGAGUAAAUAG
Molecule: messenger RNA, 633 nt
Organism: Penicillium verhagenii
Lineage: Eukaryota; Fungi; Ascomycota; Eurotiomycetes; Eurotiales; Aspergillaceae
Product: thioredoxin peroxidase DOT5
Exons: 2
Coding region: 1-633 (210 amino acids)
Biological process (GO): cellular response to oxidative stress; cell redox homeostasis
Cellular component (GO): cytoplasm
Molecular function (GO): thioredoxin peroxidase activity
Source: RefSeq, a predicted model, not a curated record